AUGUUUUUUCUAUCUUCUAUCUAUCUUUCAUCCUUGCAAUCCACUCUCCUCUCUCUGAUACUCUCUCCUCUAGAUCUCCCUUCAUUCUCUACCUCCCUUCUCUCUGUAAACCCUAAGCCAUCGCCACCUCCCUUCUCUCUAGCACGUGCUAGGGUUUUAUCUUCUUCCAAGCUUCCGCUUCUCUCAUUUUAUCUCAACCCAGUUGAAGAUCAGAAAUCAAAGGUUGCAAGUCAGAUUUUUGAUCGAAAGUCAGAGGUUCAAGGUACGAUCGGAAGCAUCAGAAUGCGGAAAACAAAAACGGAGGAGGCAUCAGCUACAAGCACUUAUGAUAGUGGAAGUAUUGAUGAAGAUGGUGUUGAUAUGAAUAAACAUGAAGAUGAGGCUAUGAGAAGAAAAAUGGAGCUUGAAGCUAAAGAAAGGAAGCUUGAAGAAACAUUGAAAUAUCAAAGAAGCAUUGAAGAUGAAGCCAAACAAAAACAACUUGCAAAACAACAACAUAAAAGUAACUCAAGAGUACAAGUUUUUGAUGUUUUCAAGAAUCAAACAAAUGGGCAUGUGGAAGAUGCUUCUAGAAAUAUUAAAGUAGAAGAUGUUGAUGAAAAAAGAUUCCAAGCUGACCUGUCAAAAGUCGUCCGACAAAGCCUUGAUUAUUCUGCUGGAAACUUCUAUGAUGAUGGAAGACAAGCUAUAAAAGAUAUUCUCAGUAGAGGUCAUGUCCCAAUAGUUACUGGAGGAACUGGAUUAUACUUAAGAUGGUUUAUAUAUGGGAAACCAGCUGUCCCAAAGGCAACACCAGAGAUUACUUUAGAAUUGCAACUGUUGAAUCUUUACCUUCCAAUGAUUGGUAUCAAUUACAUCAUAAUGAAUCUUUUAGAAAAACCACUGGUAAGAAUAUCCAACUCGUGGCCAACUUUGGUAACGCCUGACAAAGGACCAGAUCAAAGCACUUCAAAAGGAAGAUGA
Messenger RNA from Lactuca saligna, 963 nucleotides. Lineage: Eukaryota; Viridiplantae; Streptophyta; Magnoliopsida; Asterales; Asteraceae. The record is from the annotation of a GenBank genome assembly.